Molecule: messenger RNA, 1352 nt
Organism: Eremomyces bilateralis CBS 781.70
Lineage: Eukaryota; Fungi; Ascomycota; Dothideomycetes; Eremomycetales; Eremomycetaceae
Product: 2-nitropropane dioxygenase
Exons: 4
Coding region: 276-1268 (330 amino acids)
Molecular function (GO): nitronate monooxygenase activity
Source: RefSeq, a predicted model, not a curated record
CUCGGUAGAAACCCCACUGAACGCAACGCCAUUCCCAAGUUUACCGCGUGAGCUACAGGCGAGAGACGUUGCCUCCCCGACAGCCAAAGCCGCCCUCGUUCGUUUCGGAUGUCCGGCCAUGAGGUUGCCGAGUUCUCAGUCUAGACUGCGGUUUGUUUAAAUAGUAUUUGUUGACAGCGAUUUGCACUCCUUCAGAUUUCCAUAGCGUCGCCUUACCCUUCCAGUACACCGUCCCGUAUCCUAGACCCUCGUUCCGUUGUAGAUACCCCGACAAGAUGCCGUUUAAUACUGCGCUUACCCGAAAGCUGGGGAUCAAGAUCCCUGUGGUUCAGGGUGGUAUGCAAUGGGUUGGCUACGCUGAAAUGGCCUCCGCCGUCAGCAACGCUGGCGGUCUCGGACUUAUCACCGCCCUCACCCAACCCACUCCCGAAGACCUCCGCAAGGAGAUCCGCCGCUGCAGAACCAUGACCAAGAACCCAUUCGGCGUCAACCUGACUCUCCUCCCCGCCAUGGUGCCUCCGGACUACCCCGCAUACGCCCGCGUCAUCAUCGAGGAAGGCAUUAAGAUCGUCGAGACGGCCGGUAACUCCCCAGGGCCGAUCAUCAAGCAGCUGAAGGAGGCCAACAUCAUCAUUCUCCAUAAAUGCACGACGAUCCGACACGCCCAGUCGGCGGUGAAGCUCGGUGUGGAUUUCCUGAGCAUCGAUGGCUUCGAGUGCGCGGGCCACGUCGGCGAGACCGAUAUCACCAAUUUCAUCUUGUUGUCCAAGGCAAGGCAGGUCAUCAACAUCCCGUUCAUCGCCUCCGGCGGGUUCGCGGACGGUCAGGGUCUCGCGGCUGCCCUGACCCUGGGUGCUGAUGGCAUCAACAUGGGCACCCGCUUCAUGGCCACCCUCGAGGCCCCCAUUCACCACAACAUCAAGCAGGCAAUCGUCGACGCCGAGGAGACCGAUACUGAGUUGCUGCUCAGGAGGUGGCGGAAUACCAGCCGACUCUUCGCAAACAAGGUUGCGAAGCAGGCGAUCAAGAUUGAGAAGGAGAGCACCACAGGCCAAUUCGAGGAGGUUGCGCCGUAUAUGAGCGGACAGAGAGGUCGCCAGGUGUUCCUCAAUGGUGACAAGGACUAUGGCGUUUGGACUGCCGGCCAGGUUAUCGGGUUGAUCCAUGAUAUUCCCACUUGCGUGGACCUUCUGAAGCGUAUUGAGAAGGAAGCGAUUGAUACUUUGAGCAAGGCGUCAACAUUGUACACUCCAGAGCCCCGGAUAUAGAGAUUGGAGGCUGCAUUUGAUUGAAGGAUUUCAUGGAUACGAUUCGCUGUAUUAGACAAUUCUAAAAGAUCAUUUUCUCCGUCC